AAUAUAUUAUUGUAAAGAGGGCUACCAACCCCAAGGAAGACCCAACAAGAAAAAUGAAGCCUUCUUCCGCAUUAAAACCAGUUGCACUCCUCGUAUUCACUUUCUCCAUCACCAUUUUCACAAUACUCCUCUCUUCUCCUUCUCAAGCAACCAUCGAUUCGAAAUCAAUGGCCUCUCGAAGCUUCAUCUUAUGGCUACACGGUCUAGGUGACUCCGGUCCAGCCAAUGAACCCAUCAAGACGCUCUUCACCUCGUCUCAGUUCGCCAACACUCGUUGGUCUUUCCCUUCUGCUCCAUCUCAACCUGUUACCUGUAAUUAUGGUUCAGUGAUGCCUUCAUGGUUUGACAUUCACGAGAUACCUAUAACAUCUAGUUCCCCUACGGAUGAAAGUUCGUUGCUUAAAGCAGUUCGGAAUGUGCAUACGGUGAUUGACAAGGAGCUGGCUGCUGGAAUUGACCCUAAGAAUGUGUUUAUCUGUGGAUUCAGUCAAGGAGGGGCGUUGACCUUGGCUAGUGUUCUGUUAUAUCCAAAAACACUUGGAGGGGGUGCAGUUUUUAGCGGAUGGGUUCCUUUUAAUUCAACUACUUUAAUUGAACAGAUCACGCCAGAGGCCAAAAGGACACCAAUAUUGUGGUCGCAUGGUAUAGCUGAUGGAACAGUGUUGUUUGAAGCUGGACAAGCGGGCCCACCAUUCCUUCAACGGGUUGGCAUUAAUUGUGAAUUUAAGGCUUAUCCGGGUCUUGCCCAUUCAAUAAACAAUCAGGAGCUCCAAUACUUGGAAUCAUGGAUCAAAUCUCGUUUACAAACAACUUCCUCCUCCAACUAGAAAACAAAAAAACAAACAAAGCUUAAGAUUUAUUAUAUUUCCCCUAUACACGGAAGACUGCUUCUUCUGAAUGGUGAUGUGGGUUCUUCUUCGAAUAUUGUUUGGAAGUCCAAAUCCAUUUAGAUCUUUGAAUUUGCGAAAUCUUUUACAACUUAACAAUUUGUGGACGAUGAAUUUGUGAUAUUGAUUGGACACAAUCCAAAUCAGAAUAAAUACACUCUCAACAAA
Molecule: messenger RNA, 1055 nt
Organism: Lactuca virosa
Lineage: Eukaryota; Viridiplantae; Streptophyta; Magnoliopsida; Asterales; Asteraceae
Source: the annotation of a GenBank genome assembly